Arabis nemorensis is the source of this 1323-nucleotide messenger RNA. The record is from the annotation of a GenBank genome assembly. Lineage: Eukaryota; Viridiplantae; Streptophyta; Magnoliopsida; Brassicales; Brassicaceae.
AUGUCGUGUUCAUCAUCGUCUGGAUCAGAAGGAGAAGAAGAAGGUUUCGAUUCUUACCGUAAAGGUGGUUAUCACGCCGUUAGAAUCGGCGAUCCUUUUUCCGUUGGUCGUUACAUCGCCCAACGAAAGCUUGGUUGGGGUCAAUUCUCCACCGUCUGGCUCGCCUACGAUACUCGAACCUCUAAUUAUGUUGCUUUGAAGAUUCAGAAGAGUGCACAACAAUUUGCUCAAGCUGCACUUCAUGAAAUCGAAUUCCUUUCAGCUGCUGCUGAUGGAGAUCUCGAAAAUAACAAAUGUGUUGUUCGUCUGAUCGAUCAUUUCAAGCAUACAGGACCAAACGGGCAGCAUUUAUGUAUGGUGCUUGAGUUUCUCGGCGAUAGCUUGCUACGUUUAAUCAGAUACAACCGUUACAAAGGUCUGAAACUUGAUAAAGUCAGGGAGAUUUGCAGAUGUAUACUGACUGGUUUAGAUUAUUUACACCGUGAGCUCGGUAUGAUUCACUCUGACUUAAAACCUGAAAACAUUCUUCUUUGUUCCACCAUUGACCCUGCUAAAGAUCCCGUCAGAUCGGGACUAACCCCGGUAUUAGAGAAGCCUGAGGGGAAUGCAAAUGGCGGCGCAUCCACGACGAAUCUGAUUGAGAAAAAGUUAAAGAGGAGAGCGAAAAGAGCGGUUGCUAAAAUAUCAGAAAGAAGAGUUUCAAUGAUGGGUACUACAGGUGAAGAAACAUCUUCAAAGACGGCAAGAUGUGUUGAUGGGAUUGAUAUGAGAUGCAAAGUGGUUGACUUUGGUAACGCUUGUUGGGCUGAUAAACAGUUUGCGGAAGAGAUACAAACGAGACAGUAUCGAGCUCCUGAAGUAAUACUAAAGUCUGGAUACUCAUUCUCUGUUGAUAUGUGGUCUUUUGGUUGUACGGCUUUCGAGCUUGUCACAGGAGAUAUGCUAUUUGCUCCUAAUGAUGGAAUUGAUUAUGAAGAAGACGAGGACCACCUCGCUCAAAUGAUGGAACUCCUAGGAAAGAUGCCUCGAAAGAUUGCCAUUGGAGGAGCGAAAUCGAAAGACUAUUUUGACAGACACGGGGAUUUAAAGAGAAUCAGGCGGUUGAAAUAUAAGCAAUUCGAUCAGCAUCUGAUCGAUAAAUCCAAGCUUACGGAAGCAGAAGCAAAGGAGUUUGCGGAGUUUCUGAGACCGAUUCUGGAGUUUGCGCCAGAGAAACGACCAACUGCUCAACAAUGCUUGGAACAUCCAUGGAUGAAUGUAAGGACACAGAACAAUGCAGAUAAUGUAGAGGCCAAAAUGAACAACUUGCAGAUCAAAGGGUGA